Messenger RNA from Zophobas morio, 1568 nucleotides. Its product is annotated as serine protease grass-like. Bases 423 to 1568 code for a protein of 381 amino acids. Gene Ontology annotation, molecular function: serine-type endopeptidase activity. The record is from RefSeq and is a predicted model, not a curated record. Gene Ontology annotation, biological process: proteolysis. NCBI's taxonomy places the organism in Eukaryota, Metazoa, Arthropoda, Insecta, Coleoptera, Tenebrionidae. The transcript has 6 exons.
AUUUUUUCAAAAAUCUGCAUGCCUCGGGUAAAAACUCAACACGGAUUCAUAAAUCACCAUGAAGGAUAAGGUGGGGCAAAAUGGCGAGGUAAUUCCCAGUAGAGUAACGACCUGUGACGCAUAAUUACCUCCUUUAAAGCUAUAGAACACACCCUCCAUAUCAGACUGAUGACCACCAAAAAGAGCUGUUUCUCUUAUUGUGCAUACACACCAUGCACUGUGUGGGGAUUUAAGAACUUUUCCACUUAACAAAGCGCUAGUACGUCUCUGUUCACCCAGAUAGACUAAUUCGAAGUCAUUAUUGUGACACAUUUUAAAACUCGUUAAAUAUCUAAACCCAAACUCAGGAUUAUCGCUUUCAUUAAAUAUUACUUAAAUGGAAGAUUAGUCCGAAGAGAGUUAGUUUCACGUGGACUUUUUCAAUGUCGUGGCUUCUUCUUCUGUACUUUUUUGCUCCAGUGCGGGCACAAUGGGACGUUAUUUGGAACCCUCCCAACACCAACGGUUGCACAACUCCCGACCAAAAACCGGGAUCGUGUCUGCAAAUAUACAACUGUCAACCGAUGCUGGAUUUUCUGGAUAAAGUACGUCAACCGAUUCCGCCUGAAACCGAAAAACACCUGAAAUCGUACCGGUGUGGAACUGAUAGAGGAAAACCAAAAAUCUGCUGCCCUUCAGGUCUUAUAAUUAUAGACAACGAAAAAUUGGAAGACAGUAUUGUAUUCCCCGACGUUUCGACCCACAGGAAUUUUCGCCUUCUACCAAAGAACUGCGGGCACUUCGACGCCGAUAACAAAAUCGUCAAUGGAGAAAAAACUGGACUUUUUGAGUUCCCGUGGAUGGCGCUGUUAUCAUAUCGGACUCGAAAUGGGCCACAAUUUAAGUGUGGAGGCACUAUUAUCAACCAAAAGUAUAUUCUAACAGCGGCUCAUUGCUUAGCAAACUUGAAGACCCCACUAAUUGGAGUCCGAGUUGGAGAACACAACAUUCGUACUCAGAAGGACUGCGAGUUUGACAAAUGGAACGGGGAAAUUUGCGCACCCCCGUACCAAGAUCUGGGGGUUGAAGCCGUUAUCACGCACCCGGAGUUCAGUUCCAGGUACUUGAGCAACGACAUCGGGCUUAUACGGGUGUCACCCAUCGACUUGUCGCAAGAAAACAGCAGACCCGUGUGCCUUCCCCUAGCCGAGUCCAGGGAUUACAACUUCACCAACCGCAACGUCUUCGUCGCCGGGUGGGGGAUAACCGAAAGAGGAACCCCGAGUCCCGAGCUCCUGAAGGUCGCUCUUCCCGUUGUUCCCUUGAAGGAAUGCGAAGACGCGUACGCGAAAACCGCUAGAGUGGAUAAUCGGCAGCUGUGUGCUGGUGGAAGGAAUAAGAAGGAUUCGUGUGGAGGCGACAGCGGGGGUCCUCUUCAUGCCCAGGGACGCAUAAAUGGGGACACCAGGCUCGUCCAACAGGGAAUAGUUUCGUUUGGACCCAUAAGGUGCGGAGAGGUUCCGAUUCCGGGGGUGUACACCAGGGUAGCGGCUUUUAUGGACUGGAUUUUGGAUAAUAUAGAACCGUGA